This is a messenger RNA of Anopheles merus, 1115 nucleotides long. It is a transcript of the gene Der-2, whose product is annotated as derlin-2. Bases 332 to 1039 code for a protein of 235 amino acids. Gene Ontology annotation, molecular function: misfolded protein binding; ubiquitin-specific protease binding. Lineage: Eukaryota; Metazoa; Arthropoda; Insecta; Diptera; Culicidae. The record is from RefSeq and is a predicted model, not a curated record. Gene Ontology annotation, biological process: endoplasmic reticulum unfolded protein response. Gene Ontology annotation, cellular component: endoplasmic reticulum membrane; Hrd1p ubiquitin ligase ERAD-L complex. The transcript has 7 exons.
CAGCUGUCAAACCGGUGAUAAUGGCCUGUGUGCGGUGUGCGCGGUGUGCGGGGAACGCAAGCAAAACAUAAACGUCAUCGCGGGCACCGUCGCCCGUCCGUCGAGCUGGUGAUUGGUACACGACAGAGCUAGGCCGCGAGUCCGAACAGUAUCAUGCACCAGGGGAGCUUAUUUUGAUUUCGCACACAGUUUCCCCGACCCAUGUAACGCCAACGUCCAGCGAGCGGAGUCCAAGCAGACAGCCACCGACUCUUCCAUCAACAGCCGUUUUCCGUGGUGCCCGCCGCAACACACCCUUUCUGGUCGAGCGCGCGCACGUUGAGGAUGUACAAUGGCAUACCAAACGAUACGGCAAGAAUAUCUCCAGAUACCGAUAGUGACACGGGUGUACUCGACGGCCUGCAUCAUCACGACACUGUCGGUGCAUCUCGACAUCGUAACGCCCUUUCAGCUGUACUUUAACCCAAAGCUCAUCUUCGAACACUACCAGCUAUGGCGCAUCUGCACCACGUUCCUGUUCUUCGGCACCUUCGGGUUCAACUUUCUGUUCAACAUGAUCUUCACAUUUCGGUAUUGCCGUAUGCUGGAGGAAAAUUCGUUCCGCGGGAGAAGCUCCGACUUUGUAAUGAUGUUUCUAUUCGGCGGCACCGUGUUGGUGAUUUGUGCGUUGUUUGUUAAUUUACUUUUCUUAGGGCAAGCUUUUACCAUAAUGCUGGUGUACGUCUGGUCACGGCGGAAUCCGUUCGUGCGUAUGAACUUUUUCGGCGUGCUAAACUUUCAGGCCCCUUACCUACCGUGGGUACUGCUCGGGUUUUCCGUGCUAAUAGGCAACACGAUCUGGGUGGACCUGAUCGGUAUCGUGGUAGGCCACACGUACUACUUCCUCGAGGAUGUGCUACCAAAUCAGCCGGGAGGCUUGAAGCUGCUUAAAACACCUCGAAUCCUCAAACUAUUGUUUGACGAGGUGGCAGAGGAUCCAAACUACGUUGCGCUGCCCGAGGAUCAGCCGGGCGGGUUUAACUGGAGGCGAAAUAACUAAAGCGCCGCAACCACGUAGCGGCAGUGUUUUAGUAGUACCGCAAGCAAGUAAAUAAACGUGUCGGGUUUACAUGCAA